This is a messenger RNA of Urocitellus parryii (Arctic ground squirrel), 6643 nucleotides long. RefSeq names its product solute carrier family 43 member 2 (gene Slc43a2). NCBI's taxonomy places the organism in Eukaryota, Metazoa, Chordata, Mammalia, Rodentia, Sciuridae. Gene Ontology annotation, molecular function: L-amino acid transmembrane transporter activity; neutral L-amino acid transmembrane transporter activity. The record is from RefSeq and is a predicted model, not a curated record. Gene Ontology annotation, biological process: neutral amino acid transport; transmembrane transport.
GAGAGGCGGUGGAGCAAUGUCCCGGGGGUUCCCGGCCUGGCUCCGGCUCCACUUUAAAACAGCAGAGUCAAGACAAGGCCCACAGCUGCCCCAGGCCCCCCCAACUCUCUUGUUUGUCUUCAAGUCCGGCCGGAACCGGCUUCUGCUUGCCGGGGGGCGGGCGGGUGGAUGAUGAUUGGUCAACGCCUGUUUCCAGCCCCCACUCAGCCAAUCAGCACGCAGCAGUGUUUUCAUCUUAGGGUCGGAAUAAAAGGGCUGGAAUAAAAGAGGGCAGAAAAAACGCCGGGCGGGCCCGACACACAUCAGUAGGAGCUGGGUGGCUGCAGAGCCGGGCUGCCGCGCCGCGCUGCACCAUGGCACCCACCCUGGCCACUGCCCAUCGGCGCCGCUGGUGGAUGGCCUGCACCGCGGUGUUGGAAAACCUCCUCUUCUCGGCAGUCCUCCUGGGCUGGGGCUCUCUGCUCAUCAUGCUGAAGUCGGAGGGCUUCUACUCCUACCUAUGUACUGAACCAGAAAAUGUCACCAAUGGCACAGUGGGGAGUACCGCAGCACCAGAACACGAGGAGGUGAGCUGGAUGAAUGGCUGGCUCAGCUGCAAGGCUCAGGACGAGAUUCUAAAUUUGGCCUUCACCGUGGGCUCCUUCCUGCUCAGUGCCAUCACCCUGCCCCUGGGCAUCAUCAUGGACAAGUAUGGUCCAAGGAAGCUCAGGCUGCUGGGCAGUGCCUGCUUUGCUGUCUCCUGCUUACUGAUUGCAUAUGGAGCCAGUAACCCAAACUCUCUCUCAGUCCUCAUCUUUAUCGCCCUGGCUUUGAAUGGCUUUGGUGGGAUGUGCAUGACCUUCACCUCAUUAACGCUGCCCAACAUGUUCGGCGACCUUCGGUCCACAUUUAUUGCCUUGAUGAUUGGAUCCUACGCCUCCUCAGCAGUUACCUUCCCAGGAAUCAAGCUCAUCUACGACUCGGGUGCCUCUUUCAUCGUCAUCCUUGUGGUUUGGGCAGGCUGCUCUGGGCUGGUUUUCCUCAACUGCUUCUUUAACUGGCCGCUGGAGCCCUUCCCGGGGCCGGAGGACAUGGACUACUCGGUGAAGAUCAAGUUCAGCUGGCUGGGCUUUGACCACAAGAUCACAGGGAAACAGUUCUAUAAGCAGGUGACCACCGUGGGACGCCGCCUGAGCGUGGGCAGCUCCAUGCGGAGUGCCAAGGAGCAGGCGGCACUGCAGGAGGGCCACAAGCUGUGCCUGUCCACUGUCGACCUGGAGGUGAAGUGCCAGCCAGAUGCUGCAGCGGCCCCCUCGUUCAUGCACAGCGUGUUCAGCCCCAUCCUGCUGCUCAGUCUGGUUACCAUGUGCGUCACGCAGCUGCGCCUCAUCUUCUACAUGGGGGCCAUGAACAGCAUCCUUGAGUUCCUGGUCAGUGGCGACCAGAAGACAGUUGCCCUCUAUACCUCCAUCUUCGGCGCACUCCAGCUGCUCUGCCUGCUGACUGCACCUGUUAUCGGCUACAUCAUGGACUGGAGGCUGAAGGAGUGCGAAGACACCUCUGAGGAGCCCGAGGAGAAGGACACUGCCCAAGGUGAGAAGAAGAAGAAGCGAGACCGUCAGAUCCAGAAGGUCACCAAUGCCAUGCGGGCCUUCGCCUUUACAAACCUGCUGCUUGUGGGCUUUGGGGUGACUUGCCUCAUUCCCAAUCUCCCUCUACAGAUCUUCUCCUUCAUCCUGCACACGAUCGUACGAGGAUUUAUCCACUCUGCUGUUGGGGGCCUGUACGCUGCUGUGUACCCCUCCACGCAGUUCGGCAGCCUCACGGGACUGCAGUCUCUGAUCAGUGCGCUCUUUGCUCUCCUGCAGCAGCCACUAUUUUUGGCCAUGAUGGGUCCCCUCCAAGGAGACCCUCUGUGGGUGAAUGUGGGGCUGCUCAUCAUGAGCAUGCUGGGCUUCUGCCUGCCCCUCUACCUGAUCUGCUACCGGCGCCAGCUGGAAAGGCAGCUGCAGCAGAAGAGGGAAGAGGACAAGCUUUUCCUCAAGAUCAAUGGCUCAUCCAACCGGGAGGCUUUCGUGUAGCACUGACCACCUCAGGACUGUGGCCUCCUGCCCAUGCUUCAGUGACUGAUCAGUGUCCUCCUCCUCACCCCAGAGGACCCCAUGCACCCCCAGGAUCCUCUCCUUCACCAUGUUGGAGUCCAUGCUCCCUCUCAGGGCUUUGGUCCUGCCUCGGAGCUCCGCGGUGAAAGGAUGGGAGAGGGCCCAGGAUGGGCAAUUUUCCUACUGUUGGAAGCAGGGCCGCCUUGGCUUUGCUCUGCCACCCCAAGGGACCCCAGGGCCUUGGGUCUCCAUGGUGCCUGCAGGAGGAGCCCAAAGCACUCCCAGCAGGCAGGCUCUCUCCCUUAAGGGUCUGGAUUCUGCCUUUUGCCAAAGCAGAGGGGCCUGCCAUCCACUGCCCACCACCUGCCUCUCGGCUGCAUGCCCACCGACCACACCUGCCUGAGGACAAAGGCUUGCACUGUCUGCAACCCCCUCGCCUGGCCCCUCAGCCUCCUCCCAUGGUCAGUCUGUGGCUGCCUGAGGAAGGAAGGACCCGCUUCCUGUUGUUGGUGCUAACCCCUUUGUAAUCCCAGCCCCCUGUGGCCUGUCCAUGGCUUGUCCUCUCAUUUGAGGCCUGUGGAGAAGCCCCCUGGCUCACAGCCUAGUGUGGGGAUGGAGGGCAGGAUGGCCAUACUAAGCCUCAGGAGCCCUGGACAAGGCUGCUUGGUUGCUCCUCACCUCCUCCCUCAGGGCUGGGGGCAGGUGGGGAGAAUGUUUCCACUGCCACCCUCGGUCCAGUCUGUGACCUGAAGGGAAUUAAAGGGCACCACCAGGGUACCUCCCUGACACACACACACAGAGUUGUUCCUGUGGGGUGGAAAUAAGGCUGUGCUGACAGACAUGGAGGCCCAGACCUGUACAGGGAAGGAGACUGAUCCAUGAGGGACCGAGGGGGGGUGUGUUUGUGUGGAAUGUGUGUACAUGUGGUGUGUGAGAUGAGGAUGAGCCCUAGGGUCUGUCCUUAUGCCCACCAACCAGGCCAGAAGCCCACUGGGCCUGCGGCAGCCCCAGGGUUGGGGAGUCAGUCUGGCUCAGGACGUGGAGCUUGUCCGGAGCCACAGCGCCCCCUGCUGGCAGAUUCUGCCAGGGCCCUGGAGCUGUUUACAAGGGAGAAGCCAAGCCUGCCUGGCUGGUUACCCCACCCAACUUGACUGCCCCCAGAAAUGUGUCUGAGACCUGCUGGGUGCUGAGAGGAGUGGGCUGAUUUUUAGGUCUUUAGUUUUUCUUCUCGUAAGUUUUAUCAUACUUCUUUUUAUAAAGCAAUAAAUCCAUUUUUCCUCCCAGUAAGGGCCGCCCCGCCUACCAUAUCAGUUGAUGGCAGUGUGUGUUUGUUUUGAGCCUGAGAAGAAAAGGCAGGACAAGAUGUUCUGCCACUGACCAGCCCCAGCUGUACUCUGCUGCUCAUCAUUUCUUGGGUGACCUGACUGGGGAGGGGCAGUGAGCCAGGAAAAGACCUUACGUCUGCCUCCACCCCAGACAAAUUGGGCUGUGCGGAAGUGUGGGCCACCCCCUCUGCUGCCUGUCCCAGCCAGACAAGCUAAUCCAAACCCCGUCUCAGCACCUACACAGAUUUCCUGUCACUGCUCCACAACCCCAAGGAUUCCUCCUGAGUGUAGGAUAUAGGGUGACCCAAGAGAACUGCAGGCUCAGAGAACAGUGUCAGGAUAUGGUGGACAAACAGAAGAGGAGGGGACAGACUCAGGCCUAAUUUGAGCUCCAUAGUAACAGCUGGCCACUGAAUCUCUUAGGCUCAAGAUUGCUUAAAUAUUAAAAAUCAACCCAUCUGGGCCACCUGUAAUCUCUGAGGCAAGAAAGAUGACAUAUUUGAGGUCAGCCUUGGCAACUUAGUAAGACCUUCAGCAAUUUAGUGAGAUUCUGUCUUAAAAAGGGUUGGGGAUGUAGCUCAGUGGUAAAGUACCUUGUGUUCAAUAAUCAGUACCCCCCCCMAAAAAAAAAUCAGAACCCAACAAAUAAUGGGCUUGGGGUUUAGCUCAGUGUAGAGCACAUAUUUAGCAUGUGUAAGGCCUUAGGUUCCAAACCCAUCAUCUCCCUGUCCUCCCCACCCCCACUAAAAAAAAAAAAACUGACAUUUUCCAAACCACUACCCAGGUGCUGGUCUAUGAUGUGUUAAUGGUUAUUCUAAUUUAAAAGAUGUAUAGUCUAAUUUUGGAAAUGCUCAUGGUACUCUUUGAGGGUCUCUAAGAAGGGGUAUGUGUACUGUUGCGGCCUGGCUCUAACCACCAGAGCCAUCCCCAACAUGUGGCCCAUGGCUAUCUGCAGCAGAGGCUCCUGGCUGUUGGUUAAAAUUGUAGAUUCCAGUAGUGGCCUCUGGUGAUUCUGGUGCCUCCCAAAGUCCGAGAUACACUGGUGAAGAGGAGGGCAGUUUGGGGAAAUGCUGACUAGCAAGGUCCCUUCCAGCUGGAAGAUCUCUAUGAUGUUGGGCAGAUGGCCUGUGCUGUGCCCAGCAGCACCUAGGCCCAGUGCCCACACCUUUAGGGAGAGGCACUUUGAGGGAAGAUGUCAGCAUUGAGAGACUAGAAGUGAAGGUUGAAAAUAGCCUGGAGCCAGCAGUGGGUGAGGAUUAGAGGCGUGAAAAUGGAAGCCAGCUACAGAGGUGGUGAUGAGCCAGAUGGGUUGGUACCCCYAGUCAGGAUUCGGGCCUGUCAUGCUGCCUUUAUACAGUUACAUAUCUUCCUGUUACUAUCAUUGAAUCCUGUAGAGUUAAACAGAUAAACUAUCAUCCCCAUUUUACAGUUGGAAAACUGAGACCCAGAGAGGUGGAAUAACUUGCCUAGGGUUAAGGGCAGGGCUUACGUGUGGAUCUUAAGACAUUGGAGGAACCAAGCCCUCAAGACCAGAACAUUCCAUUAUGAGCAGCCGUCUUAGGGCUUCUGGAGCAGGGAGACGAGCAGCCCCAGGAAGGGGAGGAAGCUUAGGUAGAAUUUUUAUUUCUUGGAGCCAAGAGUUUCAUCAGGAAGGAGGGGGUCCUUGGGCUCUGGAGGCUGAUGGGUACUUGAGGGUGCAAUUCCCUAGCUGCCCCAAUCUCAAGAGGAGUGCCCUGAGAUGGAGACUGAUCGCAGGCAGGGGGCACCAAGUGGCCACCAGCCUCUCACCUUCCCCUUUGUCCUCCAAGUGGGGAAGAAACAGGAAGUGAUGUCCAGUCUUGUGGUUUCAGAGUGAGGAAGGGGGCCGAGCCAGGUUUAGGGACACUGCCAGGAGCCCCUCCUGUCUCUAGCUCUGGGAUCAAGGCAUUCUUAGUGGUCGGCUUCCUCUAAACUCCCUAGGCCUCUGCCGGCAGCUCCCACUGCUGGGGCCUGCUCAUAGAGAAAAGUUCCAGCCCUCAUAAAGGCCAAAGAGAAGGUUCAGGCCCUCGGGGUCCUUCCUAGUUUUGCUCCACCUCUCUCCCUCCUGUGCCCAGCAUUGUCCCAGUCAAAAGAACUCAGUGCAGACCUUCCUUAACCUGACGCUGCCUGGCCCAGACAGCUGAGGAGGACAUCACCCUGCCCUAAGUUGCAAGGACACUGAAAGUGGGGAGGACAUCUAGUAUUGGGGUCAUAUGGGCAGGACUAUCCCAGACAGUAGCGCACACGUUCAGCUCUGUGGGGUUUUCAAUGCACUUGAUAUCAACCUGUGUGAAUUGGAAUAGAUAUACAAUUGGGGUGGGGGUGAUGAGGGACUGGGGACAAGCUGUGAGUAACCCGUGAUGAGGGGCUCCUGCAGAGAGCUCUGCAAAGUCUUAUCAGAAUCGGGCUUCAGGGGUCAUUUCAGUAGCAGCUCCCCUUCCCUCCCCCUGAGGGGUGAUAGGAGGGUUCUCAUGGGCUCUUGGGCCAAGAAGGUGUCAAUUAUCAGAGACCCAACUUGAGAACAAUGGCCUAUUUUCCCUAAAUAUAGACCAUGGGCUUAUGAGGGUUAAGAACUUAGGGUCCCCCCAAGUCAGGGUGUUAUUUAUCCUCAGGCUGCAGCCCUGUCCUGGGGUUGGUGGGAAGGUCAGUGUGAGCAGGCAGGCUCCAUAGGCGACUCCUCCAUGCCUGACUCACCCUGAGCUUCCCAAGUGUCAGGGAGAUGCACCAUCCUCCGGAGGGCAUCCUGCCAUAGCUCCAGCCUCUUCCUGCCAGCAUGGAGCCACCGUCUGUGCCCCUUGGUCACUAAAGAAGUUAGUCAUUCUCCCCCACCCAAGCAGGGCCUCAGCACUGACUGCUCCCUGACCUUGACCCUUCUCAGAGGUGGCCUCCAUCUCUGUCAAGGAGACAGCUUGGGAAGAGCAACCAGGUGUACAUGCAGGUAAAGCACCUGCAUGGUGGUGUGCCUGGCACUGAGCAGGCUGCCACACUGGCAUUAUUUUUAUGGCCCUGACAAAGAGCAGACAGCACAGCGAGGUCCCUGCCCCCACUUCCAUAUGACAGGACCUUGACUUAAGGCGGCUCUGACCAUGACAUGACCAUGGCCAAGUAAAGCAAGUGAGGUCCAUUCCUGCUGACCCCACUCCUCCCAGAAUCGGCAAAGCCUUAAGCUAUUUUCCCUCGAUCAUGUUUCCUUUAUGUCUUUCACAUUUUGGUAAGAGA